ACCGCGGUGGACGAUUUGGCAGAAGAAGAAGAAGAGAAAGUGUCGUAGGUCCGUUAAAGCGAAAAGUGAGAUGUAAACAAAAAUAAAUUAAUUGAGCUUCAAACACGAAAACACUUCUGAUCAACAUGUCCACCAAGUGUCUUCCAAAAUCUAAAUUGAAAAACGUUAAUUUCAAGUCUUCGUAUCGGUGUAGAAUAUGCAAAAAUUCGUUUAAAGAGUUCAUUAUAUUCGAGGGACAUUUUGCUUUUAAUGUGAGCUGUCGAGCAAGGAACGGAUGGUUUAUACAAUGCUAUAUUUGUGGGCAAAAGCAAAGAUAUUUGGCUGAAUUAAAGUAUCACUUGCGACUACACGCGAUUCAAAAAAGUAGCCCAUCGACACAAACCGAUUGCAAAAUUAUUAAUCGAGCCAUUAACAGCGAAAAUGGAGAUUCUUGUACUAAUGGCUAUCAGUGUGAAAUUUGCCAAAGAAAUUGUACAACAAAGUUCUACUUGAACGAGCACUUGCUAUCUCAUUCGAAAGAAACUACUACCAAAAAGUCUCCUAAUGAAGACACGCAUGCUAAAACUGUGGAUCAAUUGCCGUCGUCUACAUUUAAAAUUGCAAAUCACGAAAUUGUCCACGCAGACAAGGCGGAAAUAGAUGAACAGACGACUACUCACCCACAGGGACUCAAGUGCGAAGCCUGCAACCUUCCUUUUACAACAGAAGUUUCAUUGAAGUUCCACCGCAAACUCUUUCAUCAGAGCGGUACUCCAAGUACUACUGGCAGCCCGAAAGAAAAUAGUCUUCAAUGUGAUAUUUGCCAGGCCAAAUUUACAUUCAGCGGUAAUUUAAAACGACAUAAACUCAUGCACACCAACGGAGAUGUGGAAUGCAAAAUUUGCCACAUUAAGUUUACGAAUAAGGCUCUGGCAGUGCAUGAAAAGGCUGCACAUCCUGAAUUACAAGACGACGAUGCGUUGAUGCCCGAAGUAAAUCAACCAAACGAUAAGAUCAGUACACCGCCAAUUACAUCUCAAAUUAUUGCACCACCAAUCGUAUCUGAUAGUGUUACAUCGUCGAAUGAAUCUGAGGUUUCAUCAGCACCUUCCAUUUCCGCAUCCGAAACACCACCAGCUGCACCUCAAAUCAAUUACGUUUGUGGUCAAUGCGGCAAAUCUGUUUCAUCGUCUCAUCACCUACGUGCUCACAUAAAGUCACACCGUCAGUUCUCGUGCUGGAUUUGUUCCAGAAUAUUCAAAAACAGGACUGGUCUGCGAAGUCAUUCCCGAUCACACCGUUUCGAAUGUUACAUUUGCAAGACGAAUUUUCCAUCGAAGAACAGAUUAGUCACUCACAUGGGGAAACAUCAAGUGUAUGAACAAUGGAUUGAUCCAGCAACUGUGUAUCUAUCCAAUUGGAAUCCCGAAAUUUCUCGAGAAAUACUGCAGAAUCAGCCGUUGGUACUGGUGAAACGUGUAGACGUUAACAAUACAAGUCUGACUCACCCAGUCAUUUUAGACAAAUCAAACGAAAUUGACUCGAAUAUGAAGGUUAAAAAUGAACCUCAAAUUAUUGCCAAUAACACUGCCGUUCCGCCAAUUAUGAACGGUGAAUCUGAAGUCGAUGUGUUCGAGGACAGAACAAUUGCCGAAGUAAAAUAUUCCGAUCAAUUCAACAUAUUAAGGCAAAUCAUCAAUGACAAGAGGAACGCUCAGCCCGUAAACUGUGUUGACGAUCAACCAGCCUUAUCAUUUGACGAUGACGAAAUUAUAAUCAUUGAACGAGAGCCUGAUACUACAACUGAUUGUGACAAUGUAAUAGACAUUUCGUCGGAAAGUGAUAUUGACGAGAUGGAGUUGUACCAUUGCUACUUCUGUAAUGAAACAUAUCGUUCAUUAGAGUCACUCGGUGUUCAUGUUAAAAUAUGUUCAUAUUGCCCGUGACAUAUUAGCGACUUGUGUAAACAUUCAAAUUUAUUAUUUUUAUUUCGUACGACUAAGGUAGGAUGCAAUGAGUUAAAGACUCCUAGAUUUUAAGUAUUUUUCGUUCCAUGACCAAUGAAAUUUUUGAUAUGAAAAUGGCCUGCCGAUUAUUAUUUUUGCCAAUAAAUUAUGGAUGAA
Molecule: messenger RNA, 2102 nt
Organism: Bradysia coprophila
Lineage: Eukaryota; Metazoa; Arthropoda; Insecta; Diptera; Sciaridae
Biological process (GO): regulation of transcription by RNA polymerase II
Cellular component (GO): nucleus
Molecular function (GO): RNA polymerase II transcription regulatory region sequence-specific DNA binding; DNA-binding transcription factor activity, RNA polymerase II-specific
Source: RefSeq, a predicted model, not a curated record